AUGUCAGCCAGAAAGGGCUAUCUUCUCCCUUCGCCAAAAUACACUACAAUAAUGGCAUGUUCGGACAGCCCGGCAGGAAAUGCAUUCUUAGUGGACUCUCUUAUCAGUACCCGGACAGACAGCGGAGUGGGGCACUAUCCAGUGAGCGGUGUAUGUGUGCCCCAUAACACCAGCACAGAGGUGCCUUACGGACUACAGAGUUGUGGAUACUACCCAGGUAUAGUCAAACGGAACGAGGUGGGUCCCCAAAAUAUGAUGUCCGCAUCAGGCGCAUACAUGUCAGGCAUGGAGAUGUGGAUGGACGCGCAGAGGUCGUGCCGAAUGGACCAGGAACAAACUGUGGGUCCCCAGGUUGCACCCUGCUCGUUCUCUCAGAACAUUAAAGAAGAGAGUGCAUACUGCCUCUACGAACCGCAGAAAUGCCAGAAAAGCUCGACCGCCGAAGACCUCACGUACUCUAGGCUAACCACAGCUGGUUCAAUUUCGGGCUCGUGCACAGUCGCGGACGGAGGAGGCAGGGGUACAGUGCCUGUUCCGGGCUACUUCCGCUUGUCUCAGACACACGCACAUUCUCAUAAACUUUACCACGGCCCCCAGUCGAACCCUUCCCAUUCUCACUUUGGCCUACACCCCCCUGCCCCGACUCGCUACCACACCCCACCACCUCCGACGUCCUCUGACCUAGCCACGGCGCACGAGAAGAGAAACACCGAGGAGAUCGUCUCCUCGGCAAACGUGCCCCUCCAGACUCAUGCUCCACCAGGAGACGAGGAAGCACGAGCGUCCUCUGAUGCAGAAUCUUUGUCUCCUGACGAACCAGAGGAGGUAGACAGAGAACGACCAAGGAGGACCAUUGACGGAGAUACAAAAAGUGAAAACAGAGCCAACUGGCUGACAGCAAAAAGCGGCCGGAAGAAACGUUGUCCUUACACCAAGCACCAGACUUUGGAGCUCGAGAAGGAGUUCCUCUUCAACAUGUACCUGACUCGCGAGCGUCGCCUAGAGAUCAGUAGGAGCGUGCACCUGACUGACAGACAGGUCAAAAUAUGGUUCCAGAACCGCAGAAUGAAAUUGAAGAAAAUGACACGGGAAAACCGGAUUCGGGAGCUCACGUCUAAUUUUGUUUUUUCAUGAUGACGGAAAUAUAGAAUUUCACUUCCCCUGAAUGAGUUAGUUGCAAGUAUUAGGAGGCAAGUCUCUAGGCCUAAUAGACACGCCUCGUUUGUGCAUCGUCCUAUGUACGUUACUGAUAAAACGUGAAUGCUGUUCUGUUGCUGUGUAUGGUGGUGUACAUUGUUUUAUUGAUUCAGUUUUGUUUAUGUUUGCCCGUUUGGAUAGGGGUCGUGUAUAAGUAAGUCUAAAGGAUGGAAUUUGGGCAAAAAGCAGUAGUCUGGUUAGAUUCUAUUCUAUUGAGGGGCCUAUGUAUUUAACUAUAAAAGUAGGCCUACAUUUAUUUGGUCUUUCCAAAUAUAUUACAUAUAUUUGUGACCAUUCUCUGAAUUGAUAGCAUGCACCAAAACGAUGCUGAAGCCUUCUACCUUAUUUGACAAUGUGUAGACCACACAAAACAUUGACGGCAUGGAAUACGUCUGAUCUAUUUGAUAAAUCUUCACUAAAAGGCUAGACGUAGCCAACAAAUUAUGUGAUCAUUAAGGAUAGCCUAAAUGUAGCCUACAUUACAGAAUUGCUCCUUCAUGUUGAAUAGCUUUGUGUUUUUGGCCAAACUGGGGGAAUUAUCGGCUACAUGAUCAGUCAAUCACGAGUUUAUUGUUGUGUAAAGUACGCUAUUCUGUAAAU
Molecule: messenger RNA, 1797 nt
Organism: Hypomesus transpacificus
Lineage: Eukaryota; Metazoa; Chordata; Actinopteri; Osmeriformes; Osmeridae
Product: homeobox protein Hox-A10-like
Exons: 2
Coding region: 1-1134 (377 amino acids)
Biological process (GO): regulation of transcription by RNA polymerase II
Cellular component (GO): nucleus
Molecular function (GO): DNA-binding transcription factor activity, RNA polymerase II-specific; RNA polymerase II cis-regulatory region sequence-specific DNA binding
Source: RefSeq, a predicted model, not a curated record